AUGAGCCACUCAAGAGACGCCAUUGCAUCCAAGCAAUCCCUCGUUCUUGACUUGCCUCCCAGCUGCAUCGAGUUCUGCUUGUCACACCCGGAAUAUUUCGUGGUCGGAACCUACAACUUAGUCAAGGACGAGGAACCACUGGAUGAGUCAGUGAAUGCAGAACCCUCUGUCGCCAAGAAGACUCAAAACCGCAACGGCAGUCUCAUUGUGUUUCGACUAGAAAACGGCGUAGUGUAA
Messenger RNA from Colletotrichum spaethianum, 237 nucleotides. RefSeq lists its product as uncharacterized. The coding region runs from base 1 to 237 and encodes 78 amino acids. NCBI's taxonomy places the organism in Eukaryota, Fungi, Ascomycota, Sordariomycetes, Glomerellales, Glomerellaceae. The record is from RefSeq and is a predicted model, not a curated record. The transcript has a single exon.